CUGAGCAAAACCAGCAGCACAGCGACAAUAACGGUUUCGAGAUUCGAGACGCCAUUGAAAUUUCGAGCUCCAUUCUGUCAUUCUGUUAGUGACAGAUACCUCAACAAUCUCGCUCUUUGUUUUUCUUUCGUUUGCAGGAGUGGAAUGAACAGAUUUGGUUCAUUUUCGUGACAGAUCGGAAGCUUAUUGACCUGAGUCUGCCUACUUGGAAACUUUGUUUGAGGAGCAGAGAAGCUGUCUUAUCUUUUCUGAAACACCGAGGAUUCAACCUAAUUUGGAACCAACGAUUUCUAGGGUGAUGGGAAGGAACAUUGCUAAAAGCACCAAUCAUGAAAAUGAAAGUGGUUCUCCUGAGGGAAAUGGCAUCACUCCAAAAACUGGAUCUUCAAAAUCAAAUGAGAAAGUUGUAAACUCUCCUGUAAGCCCUGCAUCAGGAUCUGCUUCUGUUGAAGAAAAUGUCAACCCUGGUAUGCGUAUAUCAUCAAACACCACUAAUUUGCAUUCUCCUCCUCCCAAUGCAAAACAGUCACCACAGCGCAACUCUCCUUUCUCAACACCAAGGCAGCCAAAUAAAUACCAUGAUGAGGAAGAUAAUUGGUCCAUGGCUUCAUCUGCUGCAACAUCAAGAACAGUCAGAUCACGUGUAACAGUUGGAGUCGCUCCCACUUUUAAGAGUGCCCAACGUGCUGCUCAACGGAAAGAGUUCUAUACAAAGUUGGAGCAAAAGCACCAGGCUCUCAAGGCAGAAAAGAUGGAGUAUGAAGCAAGGACCAAGGAGGAGCAAGAAGAAGCUAUAAAGCAAAUGAGAAAAAGCAUGGUUGUUAAAGCCAACCCUGUUCCCAGCUUUUAUCGCCAAGGUCCUCCACCAAAAGUUGAACUUAAAAAGCUACCUCUGACACGUGCAAAAUCACCAAAAUUAUCACGAAGAAAGAGCUGUGGUGACACAACACAUCCAUCAGUUGUUGAUGAGAAAGCUCUUUGUUCACGGGUGCGACACAGCUUAGGGACUUAUAAACCGGUCAGUGCUACUUCAAGCCCGGUCAAGCCGCCCACCACUCAGGGUCGAACCGUCCAUGGCAAUGGCAUGAGCCGAGACCGCACCACCAAGCCGGUCAAUGAACCGGCUAAACCUUCGCCAAGGAAACUGGCUAAGGAGACCAACGCCAACAUCGCUGUUCAGUCAUGACUUUGGGUAAUUUAAGUUUGAAGUGAAAAACAAAAAAAAAAAGUCUUGGAUUCCACUGAUUUUAUAUUAAGUGAAGUUGUAUUUGUGGUUGUAAACUUGUUAGUAUAUAUAUAUAAUAUAUCAUAUUAUUAGAUAGAUAGAUAGAGAGAGAGAGAGAUGUAAACGGUUUUUGUUCUUAUUUCUGCUACACUUGUUUCUUCUUC
Molecule: messenger RNA, 1389 nt
Organism: Lactuca sativa (garden lettuce)
Lineage: Eukaryota; Viridiplantae; Streptophyta; Magnoliopsida; Asterales; Asteraceae
Product: protein WVD2-like 2
Biological process (GO): microtubule cytoskeleton organization
Molecular function (GO): microtubule binding
Source: RefSeq, a predicted model, not a curated record